CGAUCGAUCUCAGCUCAGCUCGCAGACCGCAGCAUAGUACUGAUGAUGAUGGCGGCUGCUGCUUUCUCCUCCACCACCGUCGGAGCGCCGGCCUCGACGCCGGGCAGCUUCCUCGGGAAGAAGCUCAAGAAGCAGCAGCAGCAGGUGAACUGCCAUGGCAGCAGGCCGUCCAACCUCAAAAACGGGUUCAGGGUCAUGGCGGCCAAGGACCUGGACGAGUCGAAGCAGACGGACCAGGACCGGUGGAAGGGCCUCGCCUACGACAUCUCCGACGACCAGCAGGACAUCACCAGGGGCAAGGGCCUCGUCGACUACCUUUUCCAGGCGCCCAUGGGAGACGGCACACACGAGGCCGUGCUCAGCUCCUACGAGUACAUCAGCCAGGGGCUCAGACAAUUCAAUUUGGACAACACCAUGGACGGAUUGUACAUCGCCCCGGCCUUCAUGGACAAGCUCGUUGUCCACAUUGCCAAGAACUUCAUGACCCUGCCAAACAUCAAGGUCCCUCUGAUCCUGGGUAUCUGGGGAGGCAAGGGCCAGGGCAAGUCCUUCCAAUGUGAGCUUGUCUUCGCCAAGAUGGGCAUCAACCCCAUUAUGAUGAGCGCUGGAGAGCUCGAGAGCGGCAACGCCGGUGAGCCGGCAAAGCUGAUCCGGCAGCGUUACCGGGAGGCGGCGGACAUCAUCCGCAAGGGGAAGAUGUGCGUCCUGUUCAUCAACGACCUCGACGCCGGUGCCGGGCGCAUGGGUGGCACGACGCAGUACACGGUGAACAACCAGAUGGUGAACGCGACGCUGAUGAACAUCGCCGACAACCCGACGAACGUGCAGCUGCCGGGGCAGUACAACAAGGAGGAGAACCCCCGGGUGCCCAUCAUCGUCACCGGCAACGACUUCUCGACGCUGUACGCGCCGCUCAUCCGCGACGGCCGCAUGGAGAAGUUCUACUGGGCGCCAACCCGCGAGGACCGCAUCGGCGUCUGCAAGGGCAUCUUCCGCACCGACAACGUCCCCGACAAGGCCAUCGUGAAGCUCGUCGACACCUUCCCCGGCCAGUCCAUCGACUUCUUCGGCGCUCUCCGUGCGCGCGUCUACGACGACGAGGUGCGGCGGUGGGUGGCCGAGGUGGGCGUGGAGAACAUCGGCAAGAAGCUGGUCAACUCCCGGGAGGGCCCGCCGACGUUCGAGCAGCCCAAGAUGACGCUGGAGAAGCUGAUGGAGUACGGGCACAUGCUGGUGCAGGAGCAGGAGAACGUAAAGCGCGUGCAGCUCGCGGACAAGUACCUCAGCGAGGCAGCUCUUGGUGAAGCCAACGAGGACGCCAUGAAGACCGGUGCCUUCUACGGCAAGGCGGCGCAGCAGGUCGGCGUGCCCGUCCCCGAGGGAUGCACCGACCCCAAGGCCGCCAACUUCGACCCCACCGCCAGGAGCGACGACGGCAGCUGCGUCUACAACUGAUGAGUACCCCAAGUGUAUUAGAUUAAUUUGCAGCUACCAUAUAUACUCGCAUAUAUGUUAAGAUUUAAAACUAUAUAUAUAUAUAUAUCAUGGAAUAUAAUCCGAUUGUGAGAGGUAUUAAUUUUUUAUGCACAGGUAUGUAUGCAUGCAUGCUAGCUGGUUGUCUAUCGCAGGUACUAAUUGAUU
Phragmites australis (common reed) is the source of this 1641-nucleotide messenger RNA. Its product is annotated as ribulose bisphosphate carboxylase/oxygenase activase B, chloroplastic-like. Gene Ontology annotation, cellular component: chloroplast stroma; thylakoid. The record is from RefSeq and is a predicted model, not a curated record. NCBI's taxonomy places the organism in Eukaryota, Viridiplantae, Streptophyta, Magnoliopsida, Poales, Poaceae. Gene Ontology annotation, molecular function: ribulose-1,5-bisphosphate carboxylase/oxygenase activator activity; ATP binding; ATP hydrolysis activity. The coding region runs from base 43 to 1455 and encodes 470 amino acids. The transcript is spliced from 5 exons.